GAAGAAGAAAAGGGGAGGAAGAAUAGAAGAUAGGGGCGGAGUUUAGAGCCGCCUUGUUACUCUCCCAGGGUGAAGGAGAUCUAGAGGGAGAAAGAAAGACGGCUGCUGAUUCGCGACUCUUACUUCAUUUUACGCCGGGAAAUACAAAGCAGGAGAAAGGGGUAGAGCCGAGAACCCCUCCCCCCGCGUCUGCAAACUCCCCUGCAGAGAGGCAGGCUUCAGCCCACGCUCCUGCUGCUUUCAGUGCCUGCCUCCCCCGCUGUCAUGAGCAUCCAUAAAGGAGGAUCCCGCCUGCAGCAGCAACCGUCUGGCGAAUAGAGAGCGUAUAAGACGCCCAGAGUGGGAAAGGCGAGAGAGACGGGUCUGCAGUGUGGCGGCUGCGGCUACGGGGAGAUCCGGCUUGCAAACGUAGCUCCCCUCAUCGACUCGGGAAAACCCUACUCGCACGCCCCUCUGCGCUAAGGACAGAAGCGGGAGUGGCGGCGGCGAAUCCUGCCAGAGAUUAGCCAGCUCGGUGCUGCUGAGGUGGUCAAGAGAAAAGAAGGCUAUAUAUGCAGUCGCCUCCUUUCCUACUUCUUCAUUUAGCUCGGGGGGUCAGAUAGACCAGGUCCUCGAAUUGCUCCCGUUGUGAGAAGCAAGCCGCAAAACUCUGUUUAUUUUGCCCUCUAAUCCCUUUCCAAGUCCAGUAAAAUUGUCUAAAGCUGUGCUUUCGUUCCCAGUUCUUGCCCCUUCGCCAACAUCGGGUAUAGCCAUGACUGUUUGACCACGCAUCUUCCCAUUAUCUACCUCCAGCACGCAAAGAGGGCACCCCUGAUCUCCCAUUUUGGCCUAGGCUGAGAAGGGCGCAUUGGAUCAACCCUCGUCCUGGGGCCCUGCUGCGCCCUUGGGUGCCCCCGCAGUGGCCGGUGGGAUGAAGCCUUUGGAAAAAUUUCUGAAGAAGCAGGGCUCUCACUUGGCCACCCGGGCUGUUCCUGGUUCCGGAGGGCAGUUAUCUCGCAGGCAAAGCGUAUCCAAAAUCCUGCCUGGAUUUCUUAAGGAGCCACCUGAAGAUCUGACGGAAGGAGGCACGGAAACCCCGGGCGAUGGCCGCUGGCUGGAGCUGCGGGCCCCCGAUUCCUCUCUACGCUCCCCAACAUCCUUCUCGUCGGAGGAGCUCUCCCCAGGAGGUGGCGGAGGAGGCGAAACCCAGCUCAGUCCCGAGUCGGUGCCUACUUGCUGCUGGGUCCCGUUGGCAGAACCGGAAAGCCCCGAUCGUUUAGUGGGGAGGGUGCUGGAGAGGCUGGGAGGGGACCCUACAGCCCCCCAUGGACAUGGCUGUGGAGCCGAUAUCCUCCUAGAUGAUAUUGUUCUUACCCACUCAUUGUUUUUGCCCACGGAGCAGUUCUUACAUCAGUUAUACCAACACUUCAUGACUGCGUCAACAAUCCCAUUACCACCAAGCUGGAAAGAAAAUGAAGCUAUGCACCGGAAACGAGCAGUUUUGAUCAUUUUACUGCACUUUCUUGAAACAUUCAAGGGGAUUCUGCAAGAAGAAGAGAAGGCUGGCAAAAUCAUCAAGGAUCUGUAUUUGCUGAUCAUGAAGGAUGCAUCCCUCUACCACAAACUGGAAAAUGAAAUCCUGAAGUUACAUGAGCUUGUGGACACAGUGGAACUCAAAAUGACUGAAGAAACUGAACCACCCAGCAAGCAAGUCAAGCCUUUGUUCAGACAUUUUCGCCGCAUUGAUUCAUGUCUUCAAACUCGGGUUGCCUUCCGUGGAUCGGAUGAAAUCUUCUGCAGAGUCUAUAUGCCAGACCACUCCUACGUUACCAUCCGCAGCCGCCUCUCAGCCUCUGUGCAGGACAUCCUCACAUCAGUGACUGAGAAACUUCAAUAUUCUGAUGAACAGCCUACACGGGAGGAAGCUCUCAUUCUGGUAGCUGUUGCAUCAUCAGGAGAGAAAUCUGUGCUACAACCUAAUGAAGAGUGUGUUUUCACUACCUUGGGGAUAAACAGCCAUCUUUUUGCCUGCACAAAGGAUACUUUUCCAUCCCUGGUUCCUCUGCCAGAGGAAAUCCAAGUGUCACCAGGUGACACAGAAAUCCAUCGGAUGGAAGCUGAGGAUGUAGCAAAUCACCUGACAGCCUUCCACUGGGAACUGUUCUGGUGUGUCCAUGAGCUAGAAUUUGUGGAUUAUGUGUUCCAUGGUGAACGUGGCCGACGGGAGACUGCCAAUCUGGAAUUGCUGCUACAACGCUGCAGUGAGGUUCAGCACUGGGUGGCUACUGAAGUAUUACUCUGUGAAUCUUUAGGAAAGCGGGCUCACUUGCUCAAGAAAUUCAUCAAGAUUGCUGCUGUAUGUAAACAGCAUCAGGAUAUGUUAACAUUCUAUGCUGUGGUUAUAGGACUGAACAAUGCACCUGUCAGUCGUUUGCGCCUCACCUGGGAGAAGCUUCCAGGCAAAUUUAAGAACUUGUUUCGUAAAUUUGAAAACCUCACGGAUCCCUGUAGGAAUCAUAAAAGCUACAGAGAAGUCCUGUCUAGGAUGAAACCUCCCAUUAUCCCCUUUGUGCCCCUCAUCCUAAAAGACUUGACAUUUUUGCAUGAAGCUAGCAAAACCUUAGUGGAUGGAUUAAUCAAUGUAGAAAAACUGCAUUCAGUUGCAGAAAAAGUACGCAAUAUCAGGAAAUGCCGAAGUCAACCUCUCUGUUUGGAAAUGGAAUCAUCUCCUCAGCAGCUACAGACAAAGGCUUAUGUCCGUCAAUUCCAAGUUAUUGACAAUCAGAAUUUGCUCUUUGAACUCUCUCACAAGCUGGAGUCAAACAGCCAGUGAAAUCCCUGCCCAUAGGCAGGCAUUGCUAUAAAAGAAUGUUUACUCUGUAUGAUACUUGAGCACUUUUUGGAUGUACAGGGGACCCACCUAGGCUUUGCCUUAGUUGCAGAGGCAAAUAUGGAGUCACAAGAUGGCAAGGAUGAAGAGUCUUUGUUAUAGCUGACCCAAGACAUGUUGGUGGAAAAUAGAAAUGGCACCUUGUAAUAUUACCGAUUAGAGUGAGACACAAUUUGCUGGGAAGCUCUCCUGCUAGAUUUAUCCAUCCAGUUUGAUAUCAGAGCUGAAAAACCCAAAUAGCACCUUUUUAGUUGUUUCACAAUAUAGUGGAACAAUUUAAUUGUGUCUUAACUCUUAAUCAAACCUCAUGUCAGUGAAUAAUAAUUCAUAUGCAGGAAAUUUUUCCAAAAAAAUUCAAUCCAUUGGUCAAUCUAUCAGUUUUCUAAUCUGCUGCCUUUAUUGUCAGUUAAAAUUCUGUAUAUGACCUCCCUUUUACAGGAUUCUUAAGACAGACAAUAAAAUGUCCAGAAGAGAUGGAACAGCUUUGUGGAGAUCACAUUCAACUGGAUUUCUUGACUGAAGUUUGCACUGGAGAUUGGAGCCCUAUUCAUCAGGUUUACCUCUCCAUCACGAGUAAAUGUAACAACUGCUUGAAAAUUACAAAUAUUUGAAUCAGAUUAAUAAGCUUCCAAUCUCAAUAAUUGGAAAAAGAACAGUUGCCAGAGGCAGCAUGUGCAUAAAUGUCAAAAACAUUUAUUUUUUUAUAGUUAAUAUCUUAUUAAAAUAUUUCUAUAGUGUUAAUGUACAUUUAUAUUUCCUUCUCCUUUCUCCUUCUGAGAAAAGCGUGCUGUGGAAAUAUUUUAAGAUUACCAGGAGAUUCUCAGUCCUCCAGGGUUGAUUUCCUCCGACUGUUAAUCAUUACCAUGCAUUUCAAAAUCUAAUUUUAACUGAGAUGAGAAAAUCUUGUUAACAUCUAGCCAUAACAGACAUACUGUAUUUCUAUUCUCUGGGAUUUAAAAUAAUGAAAAAUUUUAAAGUUUAAAAUGCAUACCAAAAUUAUAUCUGCUGUAUUUCUUUAAUAGAGUAUAUCUAUUCAACAGAUUUUAAUAACAUGAACCAUUCAAAUUCUGCUGAGAAUCACUGUUUUAUAGUCCUAGGCUGCAUCGACAGAGGGGAUAGUAUCAAGAUCACGUGAAGUGCUAGUACUUCUUUAUACUGGUUUGGUAAGACCACACUCAGAAUACGGCAUUAAGUUUUGUCCUCACGAUACAAAAGAGACCCUAGAAAAAAUGCGGAGAAGAACAACAACAGAGAAGAUUAGGGGACUGGAGGCUAAAGCAUAUGAAGAAUGAUUGCAGGAACUGAACAUAUUUAGUCUUAUAAACAGAAGGACUAGGAGUGACAUGAUGGCAGUCUUCCAUGGGUCUGUAACAAAGAAGAGAGAGUCAACCUAUUCUGCAAAGCAUAUGAAGGCAGGACAAGAAAUCCAAGAAAUAACAGAUGGAAACUUA
This is a messenger RNA of Crotalus tigris (Tiger rattlesnake), 4320 nucleotides long. It is a transcript of the gene RAPGEFL1, whose product is annotated as Rap guanine nucleotide exchange factor like 1. Gene Ontology annotation, molecular function: guanyl-nucleotide exchange factor activity. The record is from RefSeq and is a predicted model, not a curated record. The transcript is spliced from 15 exons. Lineage: Eukaryota; Metazoa; Chordata; Lepidosauria; Squamata; Viperidae. Gene Ontology annotation, biological process: positive regulation of GTPase activity; Ras protein signal transduction. The coding region runs from base 911 to 2812 and encodes 633 amino acids. Gene Ontology annotation, cellular component: plasma membrane.